AUGACAGUCUCUAAUACCUCCGCCGACGGCGCACCCGGCGUCGUCAGGAACCGGAACCGCCGCCCGUCCGCCGCUGCCGCCGCCGCCGAAGGCCUCCUGUCCUCGGUGGAAUCGACGGUCGCCGGCCUCGAGAAGAAGGUCGAGGAGGCCCUCCUCGUCCUGUGGGACGACCUCCCCGCCUGGCGCCGCGACAACGCCUUCAUCCUGACGGGCUACCGGCCGGACUCCAACUCGUACCUCGGCUCCCUCCGGUCCCUGGGCUACCUGCACAACGAGUCCGUCAACAUCUGGUCCCACCUCCUCGGCGCCGUCGCCUUCCUCGUCGCCGGCGCCGUCCUGCACGGCGUCGUCGCCCCGCGCUACGGCACCGCCGCGCCCGCCGACGUGCUCGUCUUCGCCUGCUUCUUCGCCGGCGCCGUCGCCUGCCUCGGCAUGAGCGCCACCUACCACGCCAUCUCCAACCACUCCCCCGAGGUCGCCAAGUGGGGCAACAAGCUCGACUACUCGGGCAUCGUCUUCCUCAUCGUCGGGAGCUACGUGCCCGCCUUGUACUACGGCUUCUACUGCCACCCCGGGCUGAUGAAGUUUUACCUGUCGACGAUCAACCUCCUCGGCCUCGGCUGCGGCGCCGUGUCCUGGAUCGAGUUCUUCCGCGCGCCCGAGUGGCGCACGUUCCGGGCCUGCAUGUUCGUCGCCCUCGGCACCUCGGGCGUCGUCCCCGUCCUCCACGGCGCCGUCAUCUACGGCCGCGCCGAGAUGGAGGCCCGCAUGAGCCUCAGCUGGGUCGUCCUGCACGGCGCCAUGUACAUCUUUGGCGCCUUCCUCUACGCCUUCCGCUGGCCCGAGCGCUCGUCCCCCGGCACCUUUGACAUCUGGGGCAGCUCCCACCAGCUCUUCCACUUCUUCGUCGUCGCCGCCGCCGCCACCCACCUGUAUGGCAUGGCCAAGGCCUUUGACUACAACCACAGCGUCAGGGGCUCGCUGUGCCCAUGA
Messenger RNA from Colletotrichum graminicola M1.001, 993 nucleotides. Its product is annotated as hemolysin III family channel protein. The transcript has 2 exons. NCBI's taxonomy places the organism in Eukaryota, Fungi, Ascomycota, Sordariomycetes, Glomerellales, Glomerellaceae. Bases 1 to 993 code for a protein of 330 amino acids. Gene Ontology annotation, molecular function: signaling receptor activity. The record is from RefSeq and is a predicted model, not a curated record. Gene Ontology annotation, cellular component: membrane.